AUGGGAGAACCUGAGAGCUCGACGCCCCGCUCUACCACGGAAACGCCACAAUUGAAGGCUGCAAAGGACAAGAACUGCCCGUUCUGCGGCCAGGCCUUCACCUCGUCGAGCCUGGGACGACAUCUCGAUCUGUACAUACGACCAAAGAACCCGAAGACAGCUGAUGGCAUCCACCUUGUCGACGAAAUUCGGAAGCUGCGCGGCGGCAUCACCCGGCGGCAGGCCAAGGGAAGCGUCUCGCUUUCCAGGAGAGAUGACAGAGGGACCAGCACGCCCGCGAACAAGAAGCAGAGCAUAACGAGCGAGGGCUCUUCCACGCUAGCACACAGUCCCGAAGAGGAUGACGAUGACGAGCUCCAUGUGGAAAAGACGCGGUCGCACUUCAAGGAUGUGAGCUGGAGCCAUGGAAAGCGCCAGCCAUCGCGGGCCAUGGGCGUCAAAACACCAGACAUGCGGCGGGAUGCAUCGCGGCUGAUGCAAAAGGCCGAUCUGGACCAGCGCUUCAAGUCGAUCGAGGAGGUUGAGAUUGCGAGUGCAACCGAGAUGGCGCUGAGGGAGCUGUUGAAGAGCGUGCGGGAUGCCAGCACCAAAUCGUCUGGCUCGACACUGUUCGACUUCGACCCGUAUACGCUCAACUUCCCGUCACUCUGCCUUCAGAUUCUGCCCCCGCCAUCGACCCUCUUCUCGCCGACCCCUUUCCCCACCGCCGAGUCCUGGUCCAUAACCCCGCCAGGGCAGAAACAGCUCGAUGCGCUGAACAAGCAGGUCCGCGAGAGACUGCUGGCCCAGCAGAGGCAACGGCAGAUCAACCAGGUCUAUCCGGCUGGCGCCAACUCGAACCCCGCCUCCGCCAACAACUCGCCAUUACCCACCCCGCCCCUCUUUGAUCCCGACCCGCAGAAGCUGUUCUGCCACAUCGCGGAUGCAUUCACUCACUGGAUGCAACAGAGCGAGCGGACACGACUAGAGUAUUGGCAGAUUGAGAUACUUCGGUGCUAUGCACGCGCCGACGAAAGGCGGCGAGAAGCUGAGGUUCAGCUAGAAAAUGCCCGCCGAGAGAUUGAAUACCUGAAGGCAAACCGCUGGACGACGGGGGCAACAGACAUUUCUCCCAUCACUAUCAACCUGAGCACGGACACUACGAAGGAGCUUGGCAAGUUCGGCAUGGACUUUCGCAACUGGGAUUACGAUCGCUUGAUCGAGAAGUGCAGAGGCGUCAUACGGGAAGGCAAAGCCUCGACUUCCGGUAUGGCAGCGCAGAGGCCGCUGCCCGGUGAUCCCGCGAGCACGAGAAGCUGUUCCAUGGUUAGCGUGACACCCCACGCAUUUGUUCCUAUCAACCAGACCAGGCAAGGCAGCCCAGUAAAGGUGGAGGGACUGCCAUUCACCGCACCCCCAACGAUUUCCGAUGAGCCUAGCAAUGAUCAGCUCGACGCGGAAGGCGAUGACGACGAAGAUCUUGACCUCGAUCACCACGCCGGCCACGAAGAUCAGCCCAUGAUCGAGCACCAGCCGCAGCCAAUGCGGCCCCACCAACAGCAGCAACACCAUAUGUCUCUUCAGCCGACAUCCCUCCAUCACAGCCAGCAGGUCCAGCAACACAUGCAAGCACAAAUGCAUGCGUCACAGGCUCAAGCUCAAGCACAUAUGCAAGCCCAGGCGAACGCUCAGGCACAGGCUCAUGCUCAGGCCCAGGCAUGGGCUGCGGCACGACAACACAUGAACCAGUCGCGCAACCAGAACUAUUCUCCCCACCAACAUCAGCAACUCUCGCCUCAUGUCCAGCACGUGUCACAAAUGGGCUCGGCCGCCAGUAGCCGCCGACCUAGUCUCCAGAUGAUGGACCAGCACGCUAUGAACCAAAACAUGCAAGGUGCGAUGAGUAUGUCCACUGGCAUGGACGGAAUUUCCAGCCACCAAGACCAGUUCCUGAACAUGGACAUGGGCCUCACAGCCGGCUUCGUCGGAUCGAACGACGGAGGUGUCGGUAUGGGCCACUAA
Messenger RNA from Parastagonospora nodorum SN15, 2001 nucleotides. RefSeq lists its product as hypothetical. The record is from RefSeq and is a predicted model, not a curated record. The transcript is spliced from 2 exons. Lineage: Eukaryota; Fungi; Ascomycota; Dothideomycetes; Pleosporales; Phaeosphaeriaceae. The coding region runs from base 1 to 2001 and encodes 666 amino acids.